CACGUGAUCUCCGCAAGCUGAGCCAACGUCAACUCGCGGUGUCGGAUUAAACUCCUCGAUUUAAACGUCGUUUACUCUUUUGAAAUCACAACUUUCAAAGAUAAACAACUAAAAGACAUUGGCACCACGGCGCGGCUUGAAGGCGCUUUCACGUCCUUCAUUCGCUAAAUAUCGCGGCCCUGAGCGAGCAGGAUGAACGAGGUGAACGCGGCACUGUGCGAGGGUGUGGUGCCGGCAUCAUACGCACGCCAGGGCCACGAGGCGCGGCGCGCGCACGAGAAGGUCGUGCGCGUGCUGCUUGAGAAGCGUAAGUUGCCAGAGGAAGGCUGGGAGGACCAGACGAUCGAGCUGCUGCUGCAGGAGCUGUCCAUCAUGGACUCGAACAACUUCUUGGGAAACUGCGGCGUUGGGGAGCGUGAGGGCCGUGUGGUUUGUGCUCUCGUGGCCAAAAGACAUUACAGGAUGAUCCAUGGCAUCGGGAGGUCAGGUGACAUCACAGCUGUGCAACCCAAAGCAGCCGGCUCAAGUCUUCUCAGCAAACUGGCAAACUCAGUCGCCCUGGACGUGAUAAGGACCAGCGGUGUGCGCAGUGCGAGCGCAUGCUUCGUGGUGCCGGUUGCCACGGGCAUGGCGCUCUCGCUGAGCUUCACAGCGCUGCGGUCGCACCGCCGCUCCGCUCGCUACGUGCUCUGGCCACGCAUCGACCAGAAGUCCUGCUACAAGGCCAUGCUGUGUGCCGGUCUGGAGCCCGUGGUGCUGGAGAACCUGCUGGAGGGGGACGAGCUGCGCACAGACCUCGGGGCACUAGAGGCGGCCGUGGUGGAGUUAGGGGCAGAGAACAUUCUGUGUGUCCACUCCACCACCUCCUGCUUCGCCCCACGCACUCCCGACCGUUUGGAGGAAAUCGCUGAGAUCUGCAAGCGACACGAAAUCCCGCACGUCGUCAACAACGCGUACGGAGUGCAGAGCAGCAAGUGCAUGCACCUCAUCCAGCAGGCUGCGCGUGUUGGCCGGGUGGACGUGUUUGUGCAGAGUCUGGAUAAGAACUUCAUGGUGCCGGUGGGAGGCGCCAUCAUCGCUGGCUUCAACCGCGACCUCAUCGCUGACAUCGGCAAGACCUACCCAGGCCGUGCGUCUGCCGCCCCGUCGAUGGACUUCCUCAUGACCAUGCUGUCCCUGGGCCAGCGUGGAUACAAACGCCUCCUCGCGGAGCGCAAGGCAAUGUACACAUACCUGGAGAACAAGAUGAAAGUGCUGGCCCUGGAGAACGGAGAAAAGCUGCUACACACACCGCACAACCCCAUAUCCCUGGCGAUGUCCAUGAGCUCCCUACCUCCAGCUGUUGUGACGCAGCUGGGCUCCAUGCUGUUCACAAGACAAGUGUCCGGCGCCAGAGUGGUCCCGCUGGGCGGGGUGACGCAGACGGUUGGCGGACGCGAGUUCCACGGCUUCAUGUCGCACUCGCCUUGCUACCCCGUCGCCUACCUCAACGCCGCUGCAGCCAUCGGCAUGACGCAGGCGGACGUGGGCGCCUUCACGUCGCGCCUGUCCCGCUGCCUCGACGCGCUGCGACGCGACGCGUGCAGGAAGAGCAGCGGCAUCAAUUCGGACGGAGACGGUGCAAACCCAAAUCCCGGUGACAAAGGUGGCGGCCAAGCAAAUUCGGGCAGCAAGGACACCAACCAGGAGGGUGGUGGCGAAGACGACGACGGUGAUGACGACGGUGAUGACGAUUUUGGUGACGAUGCUGACGUAGAACAGGAAGGUGACGUCCGUUGUGAAGCCGGAAGCGAUUCUGGUGGCAGAACAGGGAGCCAUGUCCGAUGUGCAGGAAGUGAUGUCAGAGAUUUAGGAAGCGCUGGUACGGAUCAAAGAAGUAAUGUCAGAGAUACAGUAAGUGAUGGCGCAAAUAAAGGAAGUGAUCUCAAAGAAGCAAUUCCAGGGGUUGAGGGGGAGAGUGGCGGUAGGGGAGAGUGAAGGUGUCGGGGACCUGAGCAUGCAGCGAGCAGCACGGCGCUAAGGAGACAACGGCUGAGGGAAGAAUUUCAGCGGCGAAGGGCGGUGACUUUAUCAGAGAAAUAUGGAGCUGCCUGAGGAUUAGCUCCUGUAAAUGACGGUUACAGUGAAUAAUUCCACUGGUUGCCGAGACUCGUCUCAGUUGAUUAAUCUGAUUCUGGUAAUCGUGUUGAUCAAGCGGGAAACCGGAGCAAGACUAUUGCAAGCAAGGAAGAUGGAACCCCGCAAAUGAUUUGGUGCUCGUUCAGUAACACUUUCCGACCGGGGGUAGUAGUGAAGCCUUUAUACAUUGCCUCCGUCUGUCCGUAACGAGAAGACGCUCUAGCUCUCGCAAAGAUGAUCCGAUAAGAACCAAACUGUAGCGUACAGUUGUGUCGCUAUGAGGGACUUGAGGCCCUCGAGAAAAAAAAAAACGGCCAAAUUGAUAAAAGUUUUUGCCUAAAAUUUGGAAAUAAAAACAAGCGCUCGACGGGACUUGCAGGGCGUUCUGCUUCCUGUGCGCUUGGUGUGAGGGACGACCGUUGCCAUGUCACUCUUCUAACACCGGACAAGCCCGUGUUGGGAAGCUUUACAGAAUCCCUGCAUGUGCAUGAUUUUUGCUUAUUUCCGAUCAAAGAAUCGAAAUAUCCAUUGCAGGUACUAUUAUUAUUAUGUAGCUACAAAUUCAUUUUGUUAAGUUUGUUGAGCUGGUUGGCCAGGAUUGGUCAAAAACCUAGCCCACUUUUCACACAGGCAACUGGAGAGCGCAGACUAAUUAUUACUAACCUAACAUUAAAACUAACAAUAACAUAUUUAAGAAUCAGAAUAGACCAAUACAUAUAUACUCUUUAAAAUAGUAAUUAAAAUAACAAUAUUAAACUUUAAAUCUAAUUAAUGGUCCUCAAACUAUUUUCUUGGGUCUUUCGGUAAAUUCACGUAAAUAGGUUCAAAGAAAAUAACAAAAAACUACGACGUUUCGAUCGCAACACAAGCGUAUGUCAUCGGGAAGAAAAAAAGAGGGGGACAGCUGCUGAGGCAAACUGUUUUAAAGGGUUAAAAUAGGUGUUGCCCAAGGGUCAUAAACGAAGUGGGCGGGGCUAGUGAUGUUACUGUGAGAGGUUAGCAUGGUAGUGGAGGAUCACAGAGCAGCAACGUCGAGCAAGGUGACUGUUUAAGUGUGGGAAAGUUAACCUUUUAAUGUAAAGUCAGAGAGCCGAAAAUAACAACUAACAUCGGAAAGUGGUAGGAUGGGAACAUCACAGCCAGUUAUGAGUUAAACUGGUUGAUAAGUCCUUCCAAUGAUUACUCAGUUUAUACCCAUCUUCUCGAUUGAAGUUGUGUCUGUAUAUGUGGAUGGCUUCAUGAACGAAUCUUUGUUGAUAGCCAGUGGGUUUGCAAAGCACCUUCGUCUUAGAGAAAUCAAUUUCGUGUGAGCCCAUCACAUUAAAACAAUGAUCAGCCACGGCCAAGGUAUUGGUCCUACCGUGUUGCAGAUCUGCCUUAUGUUCACGAACAUAGUCCGAGACAUGUUGCUUAGUUUCCUCAAUGUAACUACUGCCACAGACACAGCUUAGUUUGUAGACGCCGGGGUAUUGCCUGUCAGGGAUCACAUCCUUCACAGAUGGGAUCAGAUCACGAAUUUUAUGUACUGUGUUAAAUCGAACCUGGAUCUUGUGUUUGCUCAUGAUUUUGGAGAUCUUUUUGGUGACCCCUGCUAUGUAUGGCAAGGUGAUGGUUUUGAUUGGGUCCUCAGAUGGUUCUUUCCCAACGGUUGGGGUAAUAGCUUUACGGAUUGUGUAGUCUGAAUAUCCAUUCAUUUACAUGCUAAUUUCUCACGUUAACAUCACUAGCCCCGCCCACUUCAUUUAUGACCCUUGGGCUACACCCAUUUUUUUAAACCUUUAAAACAGUCUGCCUCAGCAGCUGUCCCCCUCUUUUUUCUUCCUGAUGACGAACGCUCGUGUUGCGAUCGAAACGUCGUAGUUUUUUAUUUUUUGUUAUUUUCUUUGAACCUAUCUACAUGACUUUACCGAAAGACCCAAGAAUAUGAAUUCCUGCAGUAACGAAAGCUUUAAGUCAAGGUCCUCAAACUAUCCGAGACACUUGUUCCAGUGCCCAACCAGGCUAUUAUUAUUUAAUUUAGAAACACCGUGAGCAUCAAAUUUAGCGCCACGAGGAAAAUGUUUGCAAUUUAAAAGCAGUUACUAGAAGGCAAUCGAUCUGGGUGAGAAUGGAAAGUACAUUUUCCCUUAAAAUUAUAAUUUUAGUAAAUAAAAUAUUGCAUGUGAACAGGAUACAUGGUAA
This is a messenger RNA of Lethenteron reissneri (Far Eastern brook lamprey), 4299 nucleotides long. RefSeq names its product Sep (O-phosphoserine) tRNA:Sec (selenocysteine) tRNA synthase (gene SEPSECS). The record is from RefSeq and is a predicted model, not a curated record. Gene Ontology annotation, molecular function: tRNA binding; O-phosphoseryl-tRNA(Sec) selenium transferase activity. Gene Ontology annotation, biological process: conversion of seryl-tRNAsec to selenocys-tRNAsec; selenocysteine incorporation. Lineage: Eukaryota; Metazoa; Chordata; Hyperoartia; Petromyzontiformes; Petromyzontidae.